Messenger RNA from Gallus gallus (chicken), 4117 nucleotides. It is a transcript of the gene SRC, whose product is annotated as SRC proto-oncogene, non-receptor tyrosine kinase. Gene Ontology annotation, cellular component: extrinsic component of cytoplasmic side of plasma membrane. The transcript has 15 exons. The coding region runs from base 651 to 2270 and encodes 539 amino acids. The record is from RefSeq and is a predicted model, not a curated record. NCBI's taxonomy places the organism in Eukaryota, Metazoa, Chordata, Aves, Galliformes, Phasianidae. Gene Ontology annotation, biological process: progesterone receptor signaling pathway; negative regulation of intrinsic apoptotic signaling pathway; epidermal growth factor receptor signaling pathway. Gene Ontology annotation, molecular function: non-membrane spanning protein tyrosine kinase activity; ATP binding; growth factor receptor binding.
CUAUAAGCCGUUUCCGGUUUACUGCUGCCAUAUUCCUAUUUUUUUUUUUUCUCCCUGUGGGUUGUUCCCCCCCUUACACACACAGACAGACACACACACACACACACACGCACACACACCCCGCAGAAGGGGUGAGCGGGGGCAGGGAGCGGCGCGCCGGAUCCGCGGUGCUGCGCGAUGCUGCCGGCGGCGCAGCCCUGAGCGCCCGGCACGGCCCGGCCCGCGGCUGCGGGCACCCAGCGCGGCGGCGGCGGCGGCGGCGGCGGCGGCGGCUGCGGGGGGCGGCGGCGGCCGCGCCCCCGGCGCGGAGACAAAGCCGCGGCCGAGCCCUGGAGGGGAGCGGCGGGGUUCGGCCCCGCGGCGCGCACACGCGGGAGGAGCUGAGCUGACUCUGCUGGUGGCCUCGCGUACCACUGUGGCCAGGCGGUAGCUGGGACGUGCAGGACCUGCUGUUCUCCUGCCUCCACUCCUGCCUGCCCGGAUUUUCUUACUAGGGAGAUUCUCCACCUCCGUUCUCCAUCCUGCCAUGCGUGAUCUAGCCUAAAUAUUCCCUUCCGUAGCUUCAGGACGCUGCUGUGUAUCCUGCCAUCUUUGGAGACUGCGAAUAAUUCCCUUCCUUCAUUUAUAUCAUUACCUCGGAGCCCACCACCAUGGGGAGCAGCAAGAGCAAGCCCAAGGACCCCAGCCAGCGCCGGCGCAGCCUGGAGCCACCCGACAGCACCCACCACGGGGGAUUCCCAGCCUCGCAGACCCCCAACAAGACAGCAGCCCCCGACACGCACCGCACCCCCAGCCGCUCCUUUGGGACCGUGGCCACCGAGCCCAAGCUCUUCGGGGGCUUCAACACUUCUGACACCGUCACGUCGCCGCAGCGUGCCGGGGCACUGGCUGGCGGCGUCACCACUUUCGUGGCUCUCUAUGACUACGAGUCCCGGACUGAAACGGACUUGUCCUUCAAGAAAGGAGAACGCCUGCAGAUUGUCAACAACACGAGAAAAGUGGACGUCAGGGAAGGUGACUGGUGGCUGGCUCAUUCCCUCACUACAGGACAGACGGGCUACAUCCCCAGUAACUAUGUCGCGCCCUCAGACUCCAUCCAGGCUGAAGAGUGGUACUUUGGGAAGAUCACUCGUCGGGAGUCCGAGCGGCUGCUGCUCAACCCCGAAAACCCCCGGGGAACCUUCUUGGUCCGGGAGAGCGAGACGACAAAAGGUGCCUAUUGCCUCUCCGUUUCUGACUUUGACAACGCCAAGGGGCUCAAUGUGAAGCACUACAAGAUCCGCAAGCUGGACAGCGGCGGCUUCUACAUCACCUCACGCACACAGUUCAGCAGCCUGCAGCAGCUGGUGGCCUACUACUCCAAACAUGCUGAUGGCUUGUGCCACCGCCUGACCAACGUCUGCCCCACGUCCAAGCCCCAGACCCAGGGACUCGCCAAGGACGCGUGGGAAAUCCCCCGGGAGUCGCUGCGGCUGGAGGUGAAGCUGGGGCAGGGCUGCUUUGGAGAGGUCUGGAUGGGGACCUGGAACGGCACCACCAGAGUGGCCAUAAAGACUCUGAAGCCCGGCACCAUGUCCCCAGAGGCCUUCCUGCAGGAAGCCCAAGUGAUGAAGAAGCUCCGGCAUGAGAAGCUGGUUCAGCUGUACGCAGUGGUGUCGGAAGAGCCCAUCUACAUCGUCACUGAGUACAUGAGCAAGGGGAGCCUCCUGGAUUUCCUGAAGGGAGAGAUGGGCAAGUACCUGCGGCUGCCACAGCUCGUCGAUAUGGCUGCUCAGAUUGCAUCCGGCAUGGCCUAUGUGGAGAGGAUGAACUACGUGCACCGAGACCUGCGGGCGGCCAACAUCCUGGUGGGGGAGAACCUGGUGUGCAAGGUGGCUGACUUUGGGCUGGCACGCCUCAUCGAGGACAACGAGUACACAGCACGGCAAGGUGCCAAGUUCCCCAUCAAGUGGACAGCCCCCGAGGCAGCCCUCUAUGGCCGGUUCACCAUCAAGUCGGAUGUCUGGUCCUUCGGCAUCCUGCUGACUGAGCUGACCACCAAGGGCCGGGUGCCAUACCCAGGGAUGGUCAACAGGGAGGUGCUGGACCAGGUGGAGAGGGGCUACCGCAUGCCCUGCCCGCCCGAGUGCCCCGAGUCGCUGCAUGACCUCAUGUGCCAGUGCUGGCGGAAGGACCCUGAGGAGCGGCCCACUUUUGAGUACCUGCAGGCCUUCCUGGAGGACUACUUCACCUCGACAGAGCCCCAGUACCAGCCUGGAGAGAACCUAUAGGCCUGGAGCUCCUCCUGGCACCAGAGGCCUCGCUGUGGGGCACAGGGGCCUGGCUCCGUGCAGAGGGGCCACGUUUUGGGGAGCAGCCCCAGAGCAGGAUGUGGCAUGGUGAGGUGUCGGGUGCUCCAUCGCUCAUUAAAACUGUGCUGGGCCACCCUUAAUGAGGUGGCGAGAGGAGCCCCGGGCACUGCCACCAGCGGAGCUGGGGCUCAGGAUGGCAAAUGGAGCAGCAGGACGGCUCCUGGCACAGCCACGGCUUUCAGGACCCUCUUCUCACAGCAGCCAGAGAAAUUGGGGGACAACCCCUCCCACCUCAGACACACUGCCCCACACCUCCUGCACCCCCUUUUUUAAAUCAGCACAAAUUUCUUCACCCAUUCACCCCCCCACUUCGCUCUGGUCUGCCCGAGGCCGUUUGCAGAGACGUUUGGCGAUGCGGAAGGCACUGCUUUGGAUCGGAUGCAGCUGGAGAGCAGACCUUGGGAUGCCCCAUGGAGGCUGAUGGUCUCCCUUCCUCCGGCACCUGCCCGUCCUCGGGCGCAGGGCUCAGUGUUUUAGGGAACUACUUGUCUUUCAGCGCUGCUUUUGUCCACCGGAGUGUUUCUAGCCACCAUCCCCCCCGCUUCUGCCAUCCCCUUAUCAGGGAGCACGGAGCCACCGCGAGCAGUUUGCAGGCCCAGCUGCUCCCUGCUUGUGUGUUGGAGGUCGGAGUGAUCCAUGCACAUCCCGGUGCCCGCAGCAGCUCCCAUUGAGCACCCCUGUACAUAGUCCUCCAGCACCUCCCGCUACCUGACCAAGCUGCAUGUGCUGUCGUGUUCCUCCUGUGGUACCGCCGCCAUCUGUCCUUGUUUGUCCCCAGCUGGAGCCCCGCAUCACACCAUCCCCACCUGUGUCCUGGACCUCUUAUCCAUCACUCACACCCGGUGCCAAAAACACCUCCGGAGAACCAGGCUGAGCCGCUGCUGCCUCCCGCUCGCUCCCCGGCGCCUUAUUUAUUACCUGAGUUCUCCGUCGGCGGCUCCGCUCUAAUAGUGAACUCAGUAGGAAGGGGCUGUCAGCAGUAUGGAGGGAUCCCACCUUUGCCCUGGAGGACUGUUUCCGUGCACUUCCGUACUCACGAUGGGACUCAGAGCCCUUCAUCCCCCGGCACGUUUCCUGUGCCCCCCUUGGUGCAGGGCCUGCUGCACCGCUGCGCUCACGGCCUUUUAAGCUCCGUCUCCGUGCCGUUUGUGUGCCAUCGCCACGCAGCGCGCACAGUGCCUGCAUCCCCAGGGGAUGGGCAGUAGCAGAUGUGAGCCGAGAGCUGGGGAGAGGGAAGGCAAACACACGCGUGGACACACCACCUUGGUUUCCUGUAGCACGGAGCAGGGCUGGGGGCUGCUCGCCCAGCUGUGCUCCACAGAGCCCCCGUGCCAUCCCCUCCCUCCACUGCCGGUCUGUUGCUGAAGCCAGUGAACUGCAGGGAUCCCCCCCCCCUCCUCCAGUGAUGCUCUUUGGCACAAAGCAGCCCCGUGUGAGACGUUCUCUUCUGCUGGUACCAUUUUUUAAAGUGUUUUGUAACAUCUCCCACCGACUAUGCAGAGGACGUGGAUCUGUUUCUCCCCCCUCCCGGCCCACCCCCCCCUCUUCCUCUGUCAGUGUCAAAGUAAGAAAUAUUUACCUUUUUUUUUUCCUUUUUUCUUUUUUUUUCUUUUUUUUUGUGAUAAUAAUAAAACUUUGGGAGAAACCCGACCAUGAGCGGCAUGGUGGGGGGCGGGGGGGGGCGGAGAUGCUUUGAAACUCUGACGAUGUUGUUGUAAAUACUUUGCAAUUUGAUAAUUAAAGACAAACAGACCUCACCAAACAGA